AGAGAGGGGAACCCCGUCGUCACAUAAGAACCAGCGCAGCGAAUGGAGCAUCGCUCAUCAUCAGAACCCGACCGAAAUUGCGCAAAAAAGGAAAGCAAAACAUCCAUCCGCGAUAGAACGGCCUUCGCGCGAAAAACCCUUAUAUAAAAGCAUUGGCCGGCUCCUGUCCACUCAAUAGAUCAUCUAGCGUGUUGCACUCGAUCAGAGGUGCCACUGUCUCGGCAACAUCUACGCGCGUAAGUUCUGUAUCAGCGAUAGUCGUGUGUUCUCUCCAUCUAAGGAUCGCCGCCACAUGGUGUGAAAACAGUUGAUUGAAGAUAAUUGGAUUGAUUAAGCCUCGAUCGCAAACUCAAACCAUUGAACUUGAGCCUACCAUUUAGAGGCAAUCCUCCAAAGAGUGUUAGCUGCUGCCACCAGUUGAUAGACGUCGAAUACGCACCCUUCCAUUACUGAUUGAUCGAGUGCUAAAAAUAACAUUACCAAAAGCUGUUGCCCUACACACCAAGAUGAGGUCACUGUCAUUGGUACUGUCAACUUUGCUGAGUUUGCUGCUGUUGACCGAAGUGGUUCUAGCAUCGCCGGUACUUGAUAAGCUGUUCGGAUUCGCCGCUUACCAACCGGGUUAUUCCGGUUAUGGCUACGGUGGAAACCAGUACGGGUACUACAGUUCCGGCGGAGGAGGCCCCAGUCCAACGCACAAGAAAAAGCCCAAGGGUCGCUCGUAUAAGGACAUCUGCCGAGUGGUGAACCCUACGCCGUACGCUUUGCCAGGAAGUGUUCCCUAUCCCGCGGCGCCAUUCUGUCCGUAUUGAAAAUGAAAAUAAUACUCUUGUAUGUUGUGUUCAGUUGUACAUCGAAUGUGUUUCUAUGAAGUGUGAGAUUGAACCCUUUGCUGUAUAUAGCUAGUGAUAAGGUGAUGAUAAUAAAGUGCAAAGUAUUUUUAGUUUAUUUCAAAGGGA
This is a messenger RNA of Aedes aegypti (yellow fever mosquito), 959 nucleotides long. RefSeq lists its product as uncharacterized. The transcript has a single exon. NCBI's taxonomy places the organism in Eukaryota, Metazoa, Arthropoda, Insecta, Diptera, Culicidae. The coding region runs from base 507 to 812 and encodes 101 amino acids. The record is from RefSeq and is a predicted model, not a curated record.